AUGGCGAAUCGCACAGUCUACGAGCAGGCGACCGCUGGUUUCACCGGUGCGAAUUCCCCCAUCACCCUUCCGAACAUCCCGAACGAUCGGUCUUGGCGGAUUCCUUCCUACAUCAUGACGACCAUCACCAAUUCAUGCCAGUUUCAUGGACGUGACGACGAGGAUGCACCCGCUCACAUCAACCGCAUCACUCGUCUUUGCAGCACCUUCUCCAUUGAGGGGGUGAACCUCGAUGCUCGAUUUCUUCAGAUCUUUCCAUUCUCACUCGCUGGACGCGCAGCCGUCUGGUUCGAUUCUCAGCCCGCAGGCACUUUCACCACUUGGGCAGGUCUCCGUGAUGCUUUCUUAGCCAAGUACUUUCCACCAGCCAAGGCGUCUCGCCUUCGUGAUCAGAUCCACUCCUUCCGCAUGGAGCCUGAUGAGCCGUACUACUUGGCGUGGGAGCGUUUUCAGACGCUUCUUUCCCGUUGUUCGCAGCAUGGUUUGUCUGAUUGGGCGUUAGUUGAAAAAUUCUACAAUGGUCUUACUCCUGAGAUUAGAGCUCGUUUCGAUACUUCAGCAGGAGGGCAACUUAUGGGCAAGAAGACAGUAACUGAGUGUAACGAUUUGUUUCAAAGUUUUGCCCAUUCUGACAUGGAUUACAGCACUACCAGUAGGACUUCCAUUCCUGUUCGUACCUCCUCGGCCGGUCGAGGGGUAAACCAAGUUAGCUUGGAUCCAUCGGUAGCUGCUGCUAUGAUCGAGAGAGUUAGAGAGGAGUUGAGGCAAGAGAUGAGGCGAGAGCUGAGUGAGAUUAAGAAGAGAGUUGAUAGGUGUGAGGUCUGUAGGGGAGGUCACGACACGCUCGAUUGUCCCACUCUUACUCUAGAGCAGGUUGAGUUCAUAGCUGGUCAGUCUAGGGGUCAAUUUAGUAAUAAUAAUUAUCUUUUUAACUCCAGCUGGCAGGGUAGUGGUAGUAGUAGUGGAUAUCGCCCUUCUGGCGACCCCCCUGGUUUUCCAUCGAGUCAGUAUCAAAGUAGGGGGACUGAUUUAUAUCAGAUUGGUCAGUAUAGUGGUUCGAGUAGGCAGUUUGCUAGUGGAGGAACGACUCAGGAGAGUCAAGGCAGUGGAAAGACUCCUGAGGUUAGUACGAACAGGUUGGAGGAGAUGUUCACCCAGAUGAUGACGCAAACUCAGGCGUUCAUGAAAAAUCAGGAGCAGACGAAUAGAAACCACGAACUUCAGCUUAAAAAUCAAGAGUCUACUCUUUUAGAUCUUCAGAGGUCAGUAGGGGAUAUAGCUAGGCAGUUGAGAGAGUCCCCCUCUGGUCAGUUUUCAGGUACCACUCACCCGGUUAACCAUUCUGUGAAAGCCAUCACUACUCGUAUUGGGAUGAGUUUAGGAGAAGUCGCGAGAGAGAGUGUUGAGUUAGAGAGUGACGCUGAGGUAGAUGAGGAGAUAGAGAUGGAGGCCCCAGGUAAGGUGCAACAUAGGCUAGGCCCAACAAGUACCGCACAUACCGAGGAGCCUCAGGUUGAGUAG
Messenger RNA from Helianthus annuus (common sunflower), 1521 nucleotides. RefSeq lists its product as uncharacterized. Bases 1 to 1521 code for a protein of 506 amino acids. NCBI's taxonomy places the organism in Eukaryota, Viridiplantae, Streptophyta, Magnoliopsida, Asterales, Asteraceae. The record is from RefSeq and is a predicted model, not a curated record. The transcript has a single exon.